Molecule: messenger RNA, 1174 nt
Organism: Diospyros lotus (date-plum)
Lineage: Eukaryota; Viridiplantae; Streptophyta; Magnoliopsida; Ericales; Ebenaceae
Product: probable phytol kinase 3, chloroplastic
Exons: 6
Coding region: 47-997 (316 amino acids)
Molecular function (GO): kinase activity
Source: RefSeq, a predicted model, not a curated record
CCUUUCAUUAUCUAUCCGAUGGGAGACCAGAAAAACCCUUGUUAUUAUGGCUCCCGCCCUCUAUGUCGUGGCUCAACUCAGGCUAACCCGCUUCGGCCCCGAGUUCAAGCUCACGACUCGUACUCCGACGACCUCAUCUCUCCAGCUGAGCAUCCGACCUCUCGGCCGUCUAUCCUCCGGCGUAGAUUGCCUCUCCAGUUCCGGAGUCAAUUUCCGGCAGCCAAAGCGCCGGGGAUUUCGCUGGAAUCUGUCGUUGUCACCGGUCGCUUCAAUGUUCGCGGUGAAUUCGGUCGUCCGAGACCUCGCCGCCACCGCUUUUUCUGGCUGCUUCGCUCUUUCCAUACUUCGGCUGUGGGGGGAAACAGCCAAACGAGGGGUUUUCGACCAGAAAUUAAAUAGGAAGCUUGUGCACGUUAGUGUUGGGCUAGCUUUCAUGCUUUGCUGGCCGUUGUUCAGUUCUGAUAAUCACGCAGCAGUUAUUGCAUCUCUUAUACCUGGCAUCAAUAUAAUAAAGGUGCUUCUUCUUGGACUUGGUAUAUGGACGGAUGAAGCUACAGUCAAGUCAAUGAGCAGAUAUGGAGACUACAGGGAGCUUCUAAAGGGACCAUUAUAUUACGCUUCCACAAUCACAUUGGCUUGUGUUAUUUAUUGGAGAACUUCUCCUAUUGCAAUUGCAGCAAUUUGUAAUCUUUGUGCUGGAGAUGGUUUAGCGGACAUUGUUGGAAGGAGAUUUGGUAAUGAGAAACUUCCUUACAAUAGAAACAAAUCCAUUGCUGGUAGCGUUGCAAUGGCAACUGCUGGUUUUAUAUCAUCGAUUGGGUUCAUGCACUACUUUUUCUUGUUUGGAUUUGUUAAAGAAAGCUGGGAAAUGGCUUGGGGUUUCUUGGUUGUGUCUGUUGUCACAGCACUGGUUGAAUCCCUCCCUAUUAGCACUGAGCUUGAUGACAAUUUGACGGUUCCCCUCACUUCUGUGUUGGUGGGCAGUCUUGUAUUCUAAUUUCAAGUAAUCUACACUUCUCUUUCAGCCAACAUAUAGUUGGGCAAUGCAUCUGUUUUUCAUGUACUUUUCUCUGUAGAAAUUGUAAUAUUUGAAGGACCAAACUGUAGUUGAAGUUGUCAGAACACUGAAUUGUUUAACUGGGCUGCUGCCAAUCAGAUUUCUUGAUUAUGAUAA